AUGUCGUCGUCGUUGUCGUCAACAACAACCACAUUCACUCUCCCCAACACCAACCCUAGCAUCCCAGUAACUCACCCUUCCACACUCACCAAGGACCAGCUCCUCAACUUCCCAGCCUUCAAGACCUGGUUGAACACCUUGCAGAGGAGCCUCUCGCUCCAGCACAGCUCUGCUUCCCACCCCUUCCACGGAUCGCCUUACUCUCUGAGAUCCAUCAACGUCCAAUCCGUCGAUUUCUUUUCCGGCCACCGCCUGGGUUUCCUCAAGCUGAAAGCCACCGUGACCAAUGACCAGGGCGAGUCCCUACCCGGCUCGGUGUUCAUGCGAGGCGGGAGUGUUGCCAUGCUGAUAAUCCUGACGCCGUCGCCGUCGCCGUCGCCUUGCCCCGAGCAAUCAUCCUCACGGGCGACGACGACGACGACUUCCCAGGAGCAGCCACGGCCAGAGGAAGAGUACGCGAUCUUAACGACCCAGCCGCGCGUCCCGGCCGGCUCGCUCAGCUUCGUGGAACUGCCGGCGGGCAUGAUCGACGACAGCGGCACGUUCGCGGGCGCCGCGGCCCAGGAAAUCCGCGAGGAGACGGGUCUCGAGAUCGCGAGCGACGAGCUCGUCGACAUGACGCGGCUCGCCUCGUCCGUCACCCAUGCUCCGCACAACGACCCGGAAGAAGAAGAGGAGCAGCUGCAGGCCGCCAUCUACCCUUCCCCAGGCGGGUCCGACGAGUUCAUCCCCAUCUUCCUCGCCCGCAAGGCCCUCCCGCGCGCCCAGAUCGAGGCGCUCAAGGGCAAAUUGACCGGCUUGAGGGAUCACGGCGAGAAGAUCACCCUGCAAAUCGUGAGCCUGCACGAGGUGUGGAAGGUCGCGUGGAGAGAUGGGAAGACCCUGGCGGCCAUGGCGCUCUAUCAGGGGCUAAAGGGGGAGGGAAAGCUGUGACCUUGCAAUUGGGGUUACGAGAGAAACAGUCAGAGUUUUCCAGUGGUGAUUUUUCAGGGCUGUGUUCUUUCCAUUCCCGCCGCUCUGU
Molecule: messenger RNA, 1021 nt
Organism: Cladophialophora immunda
Lineage: Eukaryota; Fungi; Ascomycota; Eurotiomycetes; Chaetothyriales; Herpotrichiellaceae
Exons: 1
Coding region: 1-933 (310 amino acids)
Biological process (GO): ribose phosphate metabolic process; nucleoside phosphate metabolic process
Molecular function (GO): ADP-ribose pyrophosphatase activity; ADP-glucose pyrophosphatase activity
Source: RefSeq, a predicted model, not a curated record